AUGUCUCAGCAGGUUCUCCCUUGGUUGCAAGACGGGCACCGAGGCGCCCAAUCCACUGAAAGGGUUUCCCUAGACUCAGAGCGCCUUCAAUCUUCUGGCCCUAGAGAUGCAGAACAACUGUAUGAGCCCGAUGCAGCAGGAUAUCAUUCGGAUGACGAAGAGCCGGAUCAGGAUUUCACUUCUAUUACCAAAUCUCAGGCAGGUCAGAUUGGGGAUAUCAGUCGAGGGGAUGAAGCGGCAGCAAGAGACACUAAACAUUCAAGCGGGGAUGAUUCGAACUACACUAACACUCGAAGGGAUGGUCAGACCUCAUGA
Messenger RNA from Kwoniella botswanensis, 315 nucleotides. RefSeq lists its product as uncharacterized. The record is from RefSeq and is a predicted model, not a curated record. NCBI's taxonomy places the organism in Eukaryota, Fungi, Basidiomycota, Tremellomycetes, Tremellales, Cryptococcaceae. Bases 1 to 315 code for a protein of 104 amino acids. The transcript has a single exon.